Molecule: messenger RNA, 2166 nt
Organism: Loxodonta africana (African savanna elephant)
Lineage: Eukaryota; Metazoa; Chordata; Mammalia; Proboscidea; Elephantidae
Gene: TCERG1L
Product: transcription elongation regulator 1 like
Exons: 12
Coding region: 1-1752 (583 amino acids)
Cellular component (GO): nucleus
Molecular function (GO): RNA polymerase binding; transcription coregulator activity
Source: RefSeq, a predicted model, not a curated record
AUGCUGGCGGGCGCCAGGCUCCAGCGGAGGCGGCGGCAGCUGCAGCAGGAACAGCUCCGGCGGCGGCAGCCUCUCCUCUGGCCGAUGAACGCCGACCCGCCGCCGCCCUGGCUCUGGAUGGUCCCCGGCUCGGCCGGGCUGCUCCGGCUCGGCGCCGGGGUCGCGCCCCCUCCGGUGCUGCUGGCCGCGGCCCAGCCCCCCGGCGCCCCGCUGCUCCCGGCCGUGGCAGGCUGGCCGGCGCCCGGCGAGCCCCUGCUGCCGCUGCUGCCGCUGCCCGCUGCGCCAGACCAUGCCGCUGCCGCGCACCACCACCCCUGGCUCCACGGGCAGUGGCUGUUUGGCACCCAAUCACCAGGGAUGGGACUGUCUCCCUCUUCCACGGUGGAGCUGGUACCCAUCUUCCCCUACGUCUGCCCAUCUGCUGUGCCACCUUCUGUUGGAAAAAGUUGGGUAGACAAAAGGAUACCUAAUUGUAAGAUAAUUUUGAACAAUUCCUUUGCUCUGGACUCAAUGUGGCUGCCUCCUGAGGAAUUCAGAUUGGUCCGUGGGCACGAGAAGCCUCAUUUGCUGGCAAAUCAAGUAGCUAUGUCUCUGUCCAGGCCGGCCCCUGCCACCAGGCCUCUUCCCCCCGUGGUGCUUGCUCCUCAGCCCAUCCCAGGUGGAUGCCACAGCACCUGCAAGCCUGUGAGCAGUGGUCCCACUAUUGCUAUUGCCGCCGCGGCUGCUGCCACCAUGGUUUCUGUGGACUCUGAGGGACUCUGGGGCCUGUCCCCCACCAACAUCCAGCCGUGCCACUUUCUGACCUUGGCCCCCAUCAAAAUACCCCUGCGGAGCGUCCCCUUCUCAGAUAAAAGCAGAGAGCACAGCCGAGCCCCCGGCCCCCCUGCCCUGAUGCUGCCUGCGGAGAGGAAGAACCGGGCCGGAGCCAAGGACAAGGAGCCGCCCGCUAUCCUUGUGAGAGGAGAGGAGAGCCUAGCCAAGGGCAGCAGGCCUGUGGCUUCCGCCCCGGUGCCCGGAUCCCCCUGGUGCGUGGUCUGGACAGGUGAUGACCGGGUCUUCUUCUUCAACCCAACGAUGCAGCUGUCUGUCUGGGAGAAGCCUCUGGACCUCAAGAACCGUGGGGACCUCAACAGGAUCAUCGAAGACCCUCCGCAUAAGCGCAAGCUAGAGGCGUCAGCAACCGAUCACAGCGACCCGUCCAGCUCUGAAGAUGGCGGCGGGGACCAAAACGUGAAAACCAAGCGGAACCGGACUGAAGGUCACCAGAGUUCAGAGCCAGAGGAGGCAGAGAGGGAGGAUGGAACCACCAAGACGCCUCCACCCCAGAUCCUCCUGCCCCUGGAAGAAAGGGUGACACAUUUCCGUGACAUGCUCCUGGAGAGAGGGGUGUCAGCGUUUUCUACCUGGGAGAAAGAAUUACACAAAAUUGUGUUUGACCCACGGUAUCUCCUGCUAAACUCAGAGGAAAGAAAACAGGUAUUUGAACAGUUUGUAAAGACAAGAAUAAAAGAAGAAUACAAGGAAAAGAAAAAUAAAUUGCUGCUAGCCAAAGAAGAAUUCAAAAAACUUCUAGAGGAAUCUAAAGUGUCUCCCAGGACUACAUUCAAGGAAUUUGCUGAGAAGUAUGGCCGGGAUCAGAGGUUUCGACUUGUUCCGAAAAGGAAGGACCAGGAGCAUUUUUUCAACCAAUUCAUACAGAUUCUUAAGAAACGAGACAAGGAGAACAGACUAAGACUACGGAAAAUGAGAUGAAUGUGUGACCGAUGCAAUAAGACACGUAGGCCAGUGCUAAGAGUGCCAGGUGGAGAAGGAGCACACAGAACAGGGGGAAUGUGAGCUUGGGCAACACCUUGGACCCAAGUACUGCCACCUGGCCGGGCACUCUGCAGGCACCAAGGGUUAGCUCUCAGAGGAUUAAUGUUUCAUAUUGAAGCUCUCUCUUUUGUACAACGUUCAGAGUUUGAUGCAUUUCUAAUUGCCAUGAUAUGUCAGUCCCUUAAUUGUUUUAAUUAUGCAAAUUACUUGUAAUAUAUACAAAUUAUAAAUCCACGGCAGGUUUGUAAUUAAGCAGAAACUGACACCGUCUAUAACAAUCUCGAGGUGUUUUCAUCAUGUACACCGAUUACCUGAGCCUUCUCUGAAAUCUUUGUGAGUCACAUCUGUUCU